AUUUCAAAUUUUGAAUUAAAUUUCAAAGAACGGAAGCAGUAGAAAACAAAAUUGCAUUUGGCGCUACUAUCGUUUUCUUUUUACUUUGGACUUCCUCUUCCGUGUACUUCGAGUAAAACUCACGUAGAUUAACUAACAGAGAAAAAUGGCAAAGUCCAAGAAUCAUACCAAUCAUAAUCAAAAUCGUAAAGCUCAUCGUAAUGGCAUCAAAAAACCAAAACGUUACAGGCAUGAAUCUACGCUUGGUAUGGAUUUAAAAUUCUUGAGGAACCAACGCUUUGCAAAGAAGCACAAUUUGAAACCCAAAGAACAAUUAAAGAGGGCAGAGAAACGUAAAGCCCUUCGUGAAGCUAAGAAAUAGUUUUCUCAUAUAUAAAUGAUUUUAUUAUAAUAAAAAUU
This is a messenger RNA of Frieseomelitta varia, 399 nucleotides long. RefSeq names its product 60S ribosomal protein L29 (gene RpL29). Gene Ontology annotation, molecular function: structural constituent of ribosome. Gene Ontology annotation, biological process: cytoplasmic translation. The record is from RefSeq and is a predicted model, not a curated record. The transcript is spliced from 4 exons. Gene Ontology annotation, cellular component: ribosome; cytosolic large ribosomal subunit. Lineage: Eukaryota; Metazoa; Arthropoda; Insecta; Hymenoptera; Apidae. The coding region runs from base 146 to 361 and encodes 71 amino acids.